This is a messenger RNA of Cylicocyclus nassatus, 426 nucleotides long. Lineage: Eukaryota; Metazoa; Nematoda; Chromadorea; Rhabditida; Strongylidae. The record is from the annotation of a GenBank genome assembly.
AUGACUGCCAAUGCGAAAAUUGAAGAGGACGACGAGUACGAGUUGUCUGACAUCGAGAUUCAGCAAAUCAAGGAACAUAACCAACGUCGAGUGAAACGAGUCGUGGCAUUGGUAGCGUUGUUGAUGACUCUACUGGCAUUAGGGCUAGUUGCUAUGUCACUUGCAUUUGGCAACAAAAUUGACCUAAUAAUUCAAAAGAAUAUGGAAAAGAAGGCAGCCGAAGUGUAUCUUCGCACUGGUAUCAAUCUCACUGAGCAUCAUCGAUAGGACCACGAAAUCUUGGAACCUCUGUACAUAUGCUGACGAACACACAGCUAUACUGUGUCAUGUUGACGGGUAAGAUGUCCACCAAAUCGAUGAGGUGAUGUCGAUAGAUUUAACCGCUGAUGCUCAUAAGUUUUUUUUUGUAUUAAGUAGAAUCUGUUG